CAAGCAGACACAGAAUAUUAAACUAGUAUACUCUGCUUUUACAUUGCUUGUUGUGAUAAUCAUAGAACAACUCCCAUCAAAGAAUGAUCUAUAGCUGUAACCACACUUCCAAUGGAUAACAACAUCUCUAUAUUCGUAGCAGUUAUAGUAGGAAUUCUGUUUGCAGCAUGCCAGGGAGUAUUGGGAAGAAAUCACAGUGUCAGCUGGAAAAUCUGUAGCAACCAGAGUUUUGACAGGGUUCGGGGUGAUGGAUCAAACUUUCUUGUUGGCGACACAUUGGUAUUUAGUAUGGAGGAUGAAAACGACGGUAUUGCCCGAGUGAUGUCGGAAUCCGAGUAUGAGGAGUGCAGAGCGGAGGAUUCAAAGGCGGCAAUAUACAAAUAUGGGGAGGGCAUUGAUCUGAAUGAGAGCGGUAUCUGGUAUUUUAUGUCGAGGAUUUCUGAUCGUUGUAAAUCGGGAGAAAAAGUGAUGAUAAGUGUGGUUGGAGGAUCUGUGGUAAGGAAUCGGAGUUUAAGACGUGGAGGAUCUGGGCACGGUGGCGGCAGAGGAGGAAGUGCGGGGAGUGGAGGAACUGGAACUGGAACUCCAGGGGGAUUUACCGGUCCAAAAGGAGGAAACCGGUCUCGCCCAAAAGAUGAUAAUGCCGCGGCUGCUCUGACAUGUUCUUUUCUAAUCGUAUUGCUUGGAUUGUCUUUGAUCUUGUUCAACGUAUUCUGACUGCUGAUUCAUUCAUUAGCUUUCUCGGUCAAUUCACCAAAACGAAACUAUUCGUCUGGUUUUUCAUCCCCUUAAAGCACAUCGGAACAGCUCGGAAGAAACGAGAUGAUUGAAAGAGAGUUGCAUGUUAUUUUCACUUUAUUCGACAUGUCAGUUAGAGCACUUUUACUGCUGGUCCUUUUGUCGAUUCC
Molecule: messenger RNA, 908 nt
Organism: Cryptomeria japonica (Japanese cedar)
Lineage: Eukaryota; Viridiplantae; Streptophyta; Pinopsida; Cupressales; Cupressaceae
Product: early nodulin-like protein 14
Exons: 2
Coding region: 112-717 (201 amino acids)
Cellular component (GO): plasma membrane
Molecular function (GO): electron transfer activity
Source: RefSeq, a predicted model, not a curated record